Molecule: messenger RNA, 2308 nt
Organism: Trichoderma virens Gv29-8
Lineage: Eukaryota; Fungi; Ascomycota; Sordariomycetes; Hypocreales; Hypocreaceae
Exons: 3
Coding region: 1-1491 (496 amino acids)
Biological process (GO): amino acid metabolic process
Molecular function (GO): carboxy-lyase activity; pyridoxal phosphate binding
Source: RefSeq, a predicted model, not a curated record
AUGAAUGCGAAACAGUUUCGGGUGGCGGCCAAGGCGGCCAUCGAUGAGAUUGCCAACUACUAUGACAACAUCUCUGAUCAUCGAGUUGUCGCUGAUGUUGAGCCCGGCUACCUGAGACCGCUUCUUCCUGCCUCAGCGCCUCUUGAUCCCGAGCCAUGGGAGUCGAUUCAGUCCGAUAUCCAGUCCAAGAUCCUGCCUGGAAUCACGCACUGGCAGUCUCCCGGAUUCAUGGCCUUCUUCCCCUGCUCGAGCAGUUACCCUGCCGCCAUUGCUGAGAUGUAUUCUAAUGCCUUCAACGGUGCUCACUUCAACUGGAUCUGCUCCCCUGCGGUAACUGAGUUGGAGACGAUUGUGAUGGAUUGGUUGGCCCAGGCUUUGGGACUGCCUGAAUGCUUCCUGAGUGGCGGACCGACUCACGGCGGUGGCGUGCUUCACGGAAGCGCGAGCGAGGCUAUUCUGACGGUCAUGGUUGCCGCUAGGGACAAGUACCUGAACGAGGCAACGGCUCAUCUGCCUGAGGGUGAGGAGAAGGAGGAGGAAACCUGGAGACUCCGCAGCAAGCUGGUUGCUCUGGGAAGUGCAGGUGCACACUCGAGCACCAAGAAGGCCGCACAAGUCUUGGGAGUGCGCUUCGCCACGGUGCCGGUGUCAGAAGAGAAUGGCUUUUCCAUGACGGGUGAAGCUCUGACAAAGACGCUCGAUGAGCUCAAGGCAAAGGGCCUCGAGCCGUUCUACUUGACAGCCACGCUAGGAACGACAGACGUCUGCGCUGUCGACGACUUUCCCAGCAUCGCCGAGGCCCUGGCUCCGAGAGCCGGAAAGCCUGGCGAGGUCUGGGUCCACGUCGAUGCAGCCUAUGCCGGUGCCGCGCUGCUCCUCGACGAGAACAAGCCCCUGGCGAAGCCCAUGGCUGAUUUCCACUCCUUCAACUACAACCCCCACAAGUGGAUGCUCACGACGUUUGAUUGCUCCGCGGUCUGGGUUCGCGCUCGUGGCCAUCUCAUCAAUGCGCUUAGCAUCAAGCCCCCCUACCUGCGGAACCAGUACAGCGACAACGAACUUGUCACCGAUUACCGCGACUGGCAGAUCCCCCUGGGCCGACGAUUCCGCUCCUUGAAGCUGUGGUUCGUCCUCCGCAGCUACGGCAUCCGCGGCCUGCAAGCGCACAUUCAGAACGGCGUCACGCAGGGCGAGUCUCUGGAGGCUAAGUUCGUGACACGGCCUGACCUGUUCACCAUCUUCACUAAGGCGCGGUUUGGCCUGGUGUCGUUCCGGGCCAAGGGCGAUGGCGAGGACCAGAUCAACAGCCGGACGGAGAAGCUGUAUGAGGCGAUCAAUGCGAGCGGCCAGUUUUACUUGACGAGCACGGUGGUGAAUGGUCACUUUGCGAUUAGAGUGUGUACGGGAGUGGCGGCGAUCAGGGAGGAGCAUGUGCAGAAGCUGUUUGACUUGUUGGUUGAGACGAUUGAGGCGCAGUUGAAGCUGGAGUAGAUUUUGCAGAGGGGAGGGGAAUGAUUUAGACACGAGUAUAUAGGCGUUGAUACUUUUAGAUGAAUAUAUAGACUAUAUAUAUAUGUCCUCAUGCAAGACCUCGUAUUUGUGUUGGUAUCGUAUAUCAUAGUAUCCUUCAUAAUGUCAUAAUAGAAAAAGCAAGACUCCCACCAAGAGCAAAGCAAAACACUAUAACGUUUAUUCCCAUUCAAUGUUGAAUAUAAUCCUUCUUCUGCCUCCUAACAAGCGACCUCUCCACACUGAAAAGCGCCGCCGCCCCCAUCAAUCCCAGCACCAUCCCCUGCGUCCAGUCAAACCCCCCGCACUCCUUUUCCUUGGACAGCCGCUCCCGCCUCGCAUCUGGAUCGGCCUGCGAGGGUCGAUAAUCUGAUGGUAUGGCUCGUUCCCAGAUGCCUCUGGUGCGUUGCUUGAUAGUGUUGUUGCUGCUGUUGCUGCUACCGCCGCUGUUUUUUCUGUCAUCUCUGUUUCGAUCGUGGGAGUAGCUGCGCCGAGAGUCCUUUGUAUUUGUGGAAUGAGCGUCUCGAAAAUGUCUUUCGUUUCUGUCGCGGUGGCGAUGAUCCCUGCUUCGUGGAUAGUCGCCAUAGCUGUGGUGGUUUGUGCUAUUCCUCCGAGAAGAAUAGCUACUGAUGCUGUUGUUGCUGUCGCUGUUGCUGUAGCUGGACUUGUAGCUUGAUCCGACUUCGGGAUAAAGACUGCUGGGAUAAUCUCGUCUUGAGGAGGGCAUUUGCACUUAUAUGCACUUAUAUCGGGAUAGAUAGAGACAAGAGGUUAUAAAAGAGUAAAGUUCUUCAUAACU